AUGAAACUUUACUAUAAUCAACCAAUACCUUACUAUACAAUAUUUUCAAAUAAUCAAACAGAAAUAACAAUACGUAUACGAAAUUAUUGGAUAGAUUAUAUUAAAAAAAUUAAUAAUAUUAAAACAAAUUCUAUUCUUGAUUUUAUUCUUCAAUCAUUACAGACACCAAUUCAAACAAUUAAUUACUCAUGGCCAAAUAAAACAAAAUUAAUACUUUAUUAUACAAAAUUUUUUGGUAGUGCAUAUUGGUAUAACGCAAAUGAAAAUGGUGUUUAUGCAAAUGAUCUUAAUUCAAAUAAUUGCCCUAUAUCAGUUAAUGCAUGUCAUGUUACAAUUGAUCAUAAAUUGUUUUCACAAAGUGAUGCAUCACUACUUCAUAUUCGAGAAUCGAUUAAUUAUAAAAAAUUAAAUAAUAUAACACGUCAUUCAAAUCAAAGAUUUAUUUUCUUUUUAAAAGAAUCACCAAUGCAUUCACCAACUUUAUCUUCGGAACAACAUGGUCGAAUAUUUAAUUAUACUCAAACAUAUCGACCUGAUUCAGAUAUAACAGCAACAACAUUAAGAAAUUUUUUCUGGUUAUUUAACUAUAAAAUAUAUCCAAAUUAUAAUUUUGAAUCAAUACUAAAAACAAAAAUAUCUGGCAAAAUUCUUGUUGCUAUUGUGUCUAAUUGUGGUGGUUCAAGUAGUCGUUUACAUUAUAUUAAUGAAUUAAAAAAGUAUAUAUCUGUUGAUGUCUAUGGCAAGUGUGGACGACCAUGUCCUAAAGUUCCCAAUUGUCGUCAAUUUGCUUAUUCAACAUAUAAAUUUUAUUUAGCUUUUGAAAAUAGUUUAUGUGAAGAAUAUGUAACAGAAAAAUUCUUUCUUGCACUUGAAAGUGCACAAAUUAUACCAGUUGUACUUGGUUGGGGACGUUAUGAUCAUUAUAUUCCGUCAACAGGAUAUAUUGAUGUUCGAAAUUUUACAACACCACGUGAACUUGCUACAUAUAUUGAUUAUCUUGAUAAAAAUACAACAGCUUAUUUAGAAUAUUUUCAAUGGCGACAAUAUGCACUUCAUAUAAAAAUGCCAAAAUAUAUGUGUGAACUUUGUUUAAAACUAUUUCUUGAUGAUAAAGAUCAUAAACAACAAUCAUUAGAACAUAUUGAUCAAUAUUGGAAUAGAAAUACGCAAUGUCAUGCUUAUAAAAAAGAUAAAAAUGGUACAUGGAUUAUGAAAUAG
Molecule: messenger RNA, 1218 nt
Organism: Rotaria sp. Silwood1
Lineage: Eukaryota; Metazoa; Rotifera; Eurotatoria; Philodinida; Philodinidae
Source: the annotation of a GenBank genome assembly